This is a messenger RNA of Raphanus sativus (radish), 1375 nucleotides long. RefSeq names its product S-locus-specific glycoprotein S13-like. The transcript has a single exon. Bases 1 to 1302 code for a protein of 433 amino acids. The record is from RefSeq and is a predicted model, not a curated record. Lineage: Eukaryota; Viridiplantae; Streptophyta; Magnoliopsida; Brassicales; Brassicaceae. Gene Ontology annotation, biological process: recognition of pollen.
AUGAGAGGCGUACAAAACAUCUGCCACCAUUUUUACGCAUUCUCCCUCUUACUCAUCGUCUUCGUUCUCUUUCGUCCUGCAUUCUCGACCCAUGUCAAUACUCUUUCAUCUACAGAUUUUCUUACCAACACAAGCAACCGAACCAUUGUAUCUCCUGGUGGUGUUUUCGAGUUUGGUUUCUUCAAACUCGCAUCUAGUUCUUGUUGGUAUCUUGGAAUAUGGUACAAGAACAUUCCCGAGAGAAGUUACGUAUGGGUUGCCAACAGAGACAACCCUCUCCACAGUUCCACUGGAACUCUCAGAAUCUCCGGCACUAACCUCGUACUUCUCGACCAGUCCAAGAACACUGUUUGGUCCACGAAUCUCACCAGAAGAUGCGUGAAAUCUCCCGUGGUCGCAGAGCUUUUCGAUAACGGCAACUUCGUGAUGAGAUACUCCAACAACAGUGAUCCAAGUGGGUACUUAUGGCAGAGUUUCGAUUUUCCGACAGAUACUUUACUUCCACAGAUGAAACUAGGCUUCGAUCUCAAAACUGGACCCCACAGAUUCCUUAGAUCUUGGAGAAGUCCUGAUGAUCCAGCUAGUGGAAAUUAUACAUACAAACUCGAAACUCGAGGGCUUCCCGAGUUUUUUCUACGGUCUGAAGACUUUCUACUGUACCGGACCGGUCCAUGGAACGGAAUCCGGUUUAACGGCGUACCGGAGAUGCCACGGUUGUUAGAUAACAUAUUAACGGAGAAUAAAGAAGAGAUCACAUACACAUUCCGAAUGACCAACCACAGCAUUUACUCCAAAUUUAUAAUCACUCAUUCAGGGUUUUUCCAACUACUAACGUGGACUCCGAAAGUACAACUUUGGAACGUGUUAUGGAGUAUACCAAAUGAUCAAUGCGAUUUAUACGUGUUAUGUGGGCCUUAUGGUUACUGUGACACAAAAACUUCCAUGUGUAACUGUAUCAAAGGCUUCAAGCCGAAAGGCUCACAAGCAUGGGCUUUGGGAGAUAUGUCACAAGGAUGUGUUAGGAAGACAAGUCUAAGCUGUGGAGGAGAUGGAUUUAUACGGUUGACGAAGAUGAAGCUGCCGGAUACUACUUACGCGAUUGUAGACAAGCUUGUUGGGAUAAAGGAAUGUAAAAAGAGGUGCUUGAAGGAUUGUAACUGUACUGCGUUUGCGAAUGCGGAUAUCCGAAAGGGUGGAUCGGGUUGUGUGAUUUGGACCAGCGAGCUUGUGGAUCUCAGGAAUUACGCCGAGGGUGGUCAAGAGUUUUACGUUAGAUUAGCUGCUGCUGAUCUUGAUUGCUAGCUAGCAAAUGCACUAGCAUGAGCUGGAAUGAACGUAUGCUUGUUUAAUUAAGAAAAAUAAAAUAAAAUUAUUG